Vigna umbellata (rice bean) is the source of this 548-nucleotide messenger RNA. RefSeq names its product outer envelope membrane protein 7. Lineage: Eukaryota; Viridiplantae; Streptophyta; Magnoliopsida; Fabales; Fabaceae. The record is from RefSeq and is a predicted model, not a curated record.
GGUAGUUGAAUCUCAUUUGGGACGUUGAUGAUGAUCGUCAAUCUCUGUAAAAACAAGAAUUUUGAGAAGAGUGAAAGGGAAUGGGUGCGAUAACGAGCGCGGUGAUAGCAGUGGUGGGAGUGCUUUUGGGUUGGAUCACAAUAGAGAUGGCGUGUAAACCUUGUCUUGAAAAGGGUCGCGAAGCCAUCGAUCGAAGUCUCAAUCCAGAUUUCGAUCCCGACGACGAUGAAGCCACCGCCAUUCGCGCCCCACUCAAUCCCACCGCCGUCGGUUCCUCCGCCGCCGUCAAAUCCGUUUGAAGUUCGAUGACGCUUCUCGUGUUUUCGUCUGGUAUUCAAUAUCUGUACCCAAAGUGUUUUUUUCAUCUAUUUUGAGAGCAGUAAAUGAAAAGACUGAUUUUAUAUAUAUAUAUAUAUAUAUAUAUAUAUAUAUAUAUAUAUAUGGGGUGGAUCUGUGUUGUUUGUCUGAUAAUGAAAUGGUGAGUUUGGGAUAUUAACUCUGUUUUAUGUUGCUGAAUAAUAGACUGUGGAUGUUGUAAUUUAGCUCAA